Messenger RNA from Microcebus murinus (gray mouse lemur), 5879 nucleotides. RefSeq names its product SFT2 domain containing 2 (gene SFT2D2). Gene Ontology annotation, cellular component: membrane. Lineage: Eukaryota; Metazoa; Chordata; Mammalia; Primates; Cheirogaleidae. Gene Ontology annotation, biological process: vesicle-mediated transport. The record is from RefSeq and is a predicted model, not a curated record.
GUGGCCGGGCCGUGGCCGCGGGGGCGAGCACCCGGAAGCGCCGUGCCCUCAGCCAGCGCGACAGGCGGCCCGGUGGGGAGCAGGCCCGCGAUGGACAAGCUGAAGAAGGUGCUGAGCGGGCAGGACACCGAGGACCGCGGCGGGCUGUCCGAGGUUGUUGAGGCAUCUUCAUUAAGCUGGGGUACCAGAAUAAAAGGCUUCGCUGCGUGUUUUGCUAUAGGAAUUCUCUGCUCACUCCUGGGGACUCUUCUGCUAUGGGUGCCCAGGAAGGGACUACCACUCUUUGCAGUGUUUUACACCCUUGGUAACAUCGCAUCAAUUGGGAGUACCAUCUUCCUCAUGGGGCCAGUGAAACAGCUGAAGCGAAUGUUUGAGCCAACGCGUCUGAUUGCAACUAUCAUGGUGCUGUUGUGUUUUGCACUUACCCUGUGUUCUGCCUUCUGGUGGCAUAACAAGGGACUUGCACUCAUCUUCUGCAUUUUGCAGUCUUUGGCAUUGACGUGGUAUAGCCUCUCCUUCAUACCGUAUGCAAGGGAUGCUGUGAAGAAGUGUUUUGUCACGUGUCUUGCAUGAUACACGGCCGAUUUUGCAAAGCUUCGGAAGGCACUAUGGAUGGAAGCUGGUGGACGGUUUUGUAAAUAUCUUUUAAACCUCUGUCUUACAGACAUGUGCCUUUUAUCUUGCAGCAACAUGUUGCCUGCGAUUCAAACAUUUGAGACUUGCUUUUGGAAGGAACACCGUGUUUCCAAACCUGAAUGUCUGUAGCACGGUAUGAGAAGUGAGUUCUGUUCUGUAGCUUAUGGAUUGGAAUCUUCCUCACGCACCUCUUUGGAUGUCGUCCCUCACAAAUAAAAACCAGUUAGGCAGCAGCAGAUAAGCCUUGUGUGCCAGUGAUGCCCAGGUGGCAACAGGCAGCCCCAUCAGAGAUUGCAGGGGUGCAACAGUAAGGGACAGGAUUUGGGGAUCAACAGGGGCUUUGCUACUUGUCCCUCAGCAUGGAAACCAUCACCACUGCCCCACAUAGAGUGGACAUGCUCUGGCAUCUGAGAACAAGUGAUCCUGCCUCACACAAGCCCGUGGGGAGCCUGGCCGUGGAGGGAAGUAGAAGAUAGGCACUUUUUGGUGGUGUAUGUUGUUUCUUAAUCUGAACCCAGGCACCCUCGCUGUUCUGAUUCUACGCCUCACUGUCGAAUGCAUUUUCUAACAUUCCAUGCAGACUCUUUUUCUCUUGGGUUUUUCUUUCCAUCUCCUCCCUCCACCUCUCCCUACAUAUCUUUACUUAGGACACCUUGGCACUAGGUGGAGAGAGCAAAGCAGCAACAGAAAACACUGCUAUUUCCUUUUGGACGAGCAAAUAGGAGGUGAGAAAACUUGCUGCUCUUAGCUGUACGUUUUUUCUUCAUCGUUUAUAAAUGCUUGCUUUUGAACUGAUCUUAUUUUCCCUUCUCCUCUGGAGCGGGGGCCAGGGCAGAGUGGAUGGGAAGACAGAUCCCCACUGUAGGCCCAACAGGAAGUCAGCACGCCUGCCCAGUGACCUUAGAUAGCCCCAGCAUUUGCACUUCAGCCUGUGCUCCAGGCACUGCGGAGGACCCCGUGGAUGGCACGUGGUCAUGUUGCAGCCUCACGCGCCUAACCACAUACAGAGUGCUUUUGUGUCCCUGGUCUUAUCUGGUCCUCGUGAGAGCCUUGUGACGGAGCAGGGAUUGGCACCCCACCGAGCAGUCGGGGAAAUCGAAGCUCAUAUUGGUUUUCAGAUCCACCCACAGCACAGGCGUGGCAGCGUCGGGCCCAGAGCCCGGGUGCACCAGCCUCAGCCUCCUUCGUGACCCGGUGUUUCCUCUCUGGCUGUACCACCUGUAACUUUUCACCAGCCAAGCCUGUGCCUUUUCUAGUUCCUGUCUCUUUAUGUCAAGUCACAUGUGUCACCUCGUACCUGGCCCUGCCUGCUCAUCUCCCUUUCUGGAAGCUUCCUCCUGGGGUCUGUAGGAUGUUCAUUGUUCCCUUGUGUUCCCUCUCAACUUCUCUUUGCUGCCUAAUCAUCAGUGUCUUUUGUUAGCCAGGGUUCCUGGCACUCUAUGUCCUCUGCAGUCACCCCGUAAAUGAGGUCCAUUUGGAUUUGCCUUUCUGCUCUUUAUCCCAGGCCAACUGGUUCGCUUGGGCUCCUGCUCUGGCCCGUCCAAACCAAAGGCAGUGGCCACUUGUUGUCUCCUAGCUUGUGGCUAACUGCUGAACUUCUUUAUCCUGCCGCAGCCAAGAACUCUGGCCUUUUCUUCUGGGAGCUGGGGGGGUGUGAACAGGCCUGAUGGGGCUGGAGGGAGGAGCUGGUCUUCCCCAGGCCCUUUCUGGGCUGUUGGGAGCAUCCUGUCAUAUGCUGAGGUCCAUAACCUGCCUUCAGCCAGGGUGGGAAAUUAUAUGCCACCCUCUGGCUUCUGUGGGGCUUCUUCAUGUCCCAGGUGCCUCUUGGAAACAGUUGAGAUAUCAGAAGGGCUCUGGUGCCAGGAGUACCCGUGGUUCCUUCUCUUCGGAGCUGAUGUGAGGCAGGCCUGGUGGAUGCCAAGAGCUCCGACAGCCUGCAGCAGGACACCUAGAGGGCCGGCCCCUCCUGCCCUUUGUAAUGGCUGGACUUGACUUUGGGGGACACGAGGCUGAGUUGCCUUUUAAGGUGCCCCCAGGGCCAUAUAUCAUAGUGGUAGUGAGACUGAGUGUGAGCUUUGGCUCAGUCACAUGCUAAUCGUGGCAUGUUGAACAAGUUACUUAACCUCUGGUUCCUCAGUUUGCUCUUCUGUUUGAAAGUGGUGGAGGCAAUUCCUGCAGCAGCACUGCAGGCUGCCAGUGAGAUACGUGUCAAGUGCUUAGCUUGGGACCAGCAUAAGCAAAGUCUCAGUAAAGAGCAAGUGUUAGUAUUUAAUCCCCCAGAUAACUGAUGACCUGAUAACGAAAUAACUGAUGGAAGGUGACAGAAUGAACGUCUCUGACCAUUAAUUUGUCUAAAAAAUAUUUGUCUAGUACUACGUAUCCAGCACUAUAGACACUGCCACGUUUUAUCUCAUUUAGCAUUCACAGUGACUGCCAGGCAAAUGGCAUUGUCUCCGUUAUUAUUGCUGAGAUCAGCCAGCCUCCCAGAGGGUCAGGGGCCUGUCCCAGAUCUCACCAGUAGAUGGCGUCAGGGAGAUGGGGGCUUUGUGGCCAGUUUGCUCAGACAGCUCGUGUCAUGACACUCAGCGGGUUUCCUGUCUUCUAGCAGUUUCCAGAGUUCUGAAUGUUUCCUUCUGUCGCCUUAUCCUUUGGCCAUUUCCCUGCUUGCUUUUGUCUAGACAGUGGGAGGAAGAAAUCCAUUUCAAAACUGCUAAAACCUGUUACCAAGCAACAGCACUGGUUAAAAAGCAAAGCUAGUGGGUGAGACAGGAGUAGAGAAUUAGGCUUCCAGACUGUGGCUGGCGGUGGUCCGUCUCCCGGCCACCCGGCCUUCCAUCCUAGCUGUCCACUGCUGGGUGAAGGAGGCGUCACUGCGCUGUAGGAGUGAAGGGACCACUGAGCGACUCCUUUGCAGGUGGGGACGUGGUGCUCAGCCAGGGACGCAGCCGUGAGGAAGCAGUUCCCCGGUUGCCCUCUGCCCCCAGCUGUUGGCUCUUUGAGUGCUGUAUUGGGGGGAGCACCGCCCUCUGGACCAGCAGAGGCGGCUUCCUGCCCCUCUCCCCUUCUCCGAGGCCCUCGAGACUCUCACUGGGCGUCAGGCGGGUUGCGUGCUAACUCUGUCUCCCGUCUCAUAUCAGAAAGGCUUCCCGUUUGCAGCAUGUGCUCAGCUGGAGCUUUUAGUUCUCAAGCUCCUCCGUGUGGCUGCUGCUCAGACCGCAGCUCCAGCCGUCUUGUCUCCUUAUUUCCGGGAAGCGCCGAACACUAUUCCCCAGUUUAGGGUUUUCACUGGGCUGGUUAUCUCCAGCGCUGGAACAUCUGUCCAUCACCCUCCUACGGUGACUUUGUGGAUUAUCUGCCUGAGUGUGCCACCUCCCACCAUAAUCACUGUAUCUUCAGGGAGCAGGAAAUACAAUCAUGAAACGCAUUGUCAAUAAGGUCGCUUUGUGAUACCUCCAUUAGGAUAGAUAACAAGAGACCAUGCCUUCAAAGGUGUGGCAAAUGCUGGAUUGGCGUCUGCUUUCGAUAGCCUCAUGAAAGUGACAGGUGCUGCAGCACAAGUGACGAGAUUUGCCGGAAUGAGUACAAAAAUCGAAGCUCAGCCCUGUGGCUGUGGCUUUCCUUUUCUGUGGGCCAGCCCACGCCAGACUCUCUCUGUCUUCUCUUCCCUGACUAGAGUCAGCUGCAGGAUUAUCAAAUACUUUAAAAUUCACAACCUAUUCCGAAACCUCAUUUUCAGCAAAAAACAAACAAAAAAUCCAACCUCAGUGUUUAAAGAUCUGCGAAGCCAUUUGCUAGAUUUUUGGCGUAGUUUUUUUUUUUUUUUUUAGUUUAAACAAAUCCAAGUUUUUUUUUUUUGUUAAGUUUAAGAUUUGCAGUAGUUUAUUUGCAGAUAGCAUUUUUAAAAAAGUUAGUAGACGCCUUCAGCUGAAAUUAAAUACAGAUUUUAUGUACGUCAUUGUAACUCUUGGUAAGAUAUAAAAACCAGAAAUCUAAAUUUUUAUUUAAAAAGUUGGUUCGGAGGUCAAAUUAUGUGACUUUAAAGUACCUUCUAAUUAACAAUUUUAUGAAAUUCUGAGAUCUUCUGUGUUUUUAGUAAAGAAGAAAGUACGGUGAAGUUUGAUUUCAGUUCACUCAAGAAUAGGGUAUUUGGUUGCACUUUGGUUGUUUCCAGUUCUCCAAUAAAAGCAUAGGUGACACUCUGAAGUCCUUGAUGCUUACACUUUACCCUUGAUUUAUCAGAUUUUUGUUGCAGGGAAGCAAAUGGGGAACAGCAAAGCCUUUGUUAAUGUAAAUUGACAAAAAAUUACAUCCUUUUUUAGCAGGAGCUGACAAACUGAUAAGGGGCUUAUGAUUUUCUGUGUGCAGGAUGUUCUGAAACUAGGGAAGAGUGAGUCCACUAGGCAGGACAGACUUUGCUGUUUAAAAUGAAAGGUCAGUUCACAGCAUCAUAACAAACAAUAGUGAUGCAUAUAUUCACAACAAAGUAACGUCACUAGGUGUAAUAAACAGCUAUUUAAAAAGGGAAGACAAAUGGUCUCUAGUAUAAAAGGGCUGGCUACCUGGACAUAACAUCCUUGUGAAGCAUCUAAAGGUCAAAUUGAGGCUGGUGUCUGGGUAAAUUUGCUCUCUGCCUGUUGAGUAUCUGUACUAGAGCAGGUAAUGAGCCUUGUUCUAAAUACAAAUGAGCCUUGUAUUUGUGUAAUCCCCUAAAAGGAGAGCUAUAGUUUACAUUCAAUUUUGUGAUCUUUCUGCUGUGAACAGUGUUUAUUUUGCCUUUUUCAAUGUUUGGUUGACUUAGCAGCCUUAAAUAAGGAAAGGAAAAAAAAAAUAACCCUCUGAAGUCUGAUCUUUUGCUGCUUUUGUAAAUUCUGAUUGUGAAGUUGGGAGUGAAGAUGUUCAAAAGCCCAUGGUGAAUUUCUAUGCCUUCAGAACAUUGUGCCUGUUUUAAUAUGAUGAGCUUUUAAAAUACUUUGUUAAAACAUGAAUCAGUUUUUUGUAAUUGUGUAGAUACUCGUAAGUAAUUUUGAAUGCCACUCAUUGUAUAACUAAAUUUUUAUAUCCAGAAAUAUAUUCUUGAGUACUACUUUUCCUACCUUGAGAAUCUAUUUCAUAUAAUAAAUCUUGUUUUCUUUUUACUAACUUAUUUCAAAGAGAAUGUUGCUAAGCUGUUUCCCCCUCCUCCAUCACAAUUAUUGUUAUUUGCUGUUUUUUCCUUUUCCAAUAAAUGGUAGCAUAAUCUUUAA